UGAGGCAUUCACUUCCCUUGUCGCUGUCCUCGUCAUCAGCGAAACAGGAAUUCUUUGUCGAAUAAGAGAGCCUGAUCCGUUACAGUCAUGGCGCUGGAGGACAUCAUGAUGGCAUCUGCAUCCAAGUAUUCGGGUGUGCUGUCCGAAAAGCCGAUACCUUCUUGCAUACGAUACGUUCAACGUUGACGUUUCAUCCACCAUGGGCCAGAGACCAGCAAGAUCCAUCUAUCGCUCAGACCUGAUCGCCGUGCUGUUGUGCCUCGAGGCGUUCGUCGUCUUCGUUGCCCUCGUGCUCUUUGGCGUGGCGUACCCAGAUCGCUUCCGCUUGCGGCUUUGGAGGAACGGCGGCGAGGAAGGGUGGUGUUCGAACCCGAGAAUGCGGAUAUACUUCUAUGCCAACCAUGAAGAACCGCCAGAGAUACCCUUGAUUUGGAGCCAAAGGUUGACAACCUCCAAUAUGGCCACCGCGGUCCUAGGAGCGACGGUAUUCUUCGCUCGCCUGACAAUGGCUGCCCUACGAUACGAAGCCCGGUGGACGAACCUCGUAUACGACGCCUUCCUCGCCGUUCUCUGGGCCUGCAGUGCCGCGGCGCAAAUCGGACCCGAUCUGACGGAUCCUCGACACCUCAGCGAGAGACCGUGGUAUCUCGUACGCAGCUGUGACGAGGCGUGGCCGCAGAAUCGAGGCUGGUGUAGGAUCGCAAAAUGGGAAUAUUGUUGGUCCAUUCUUGCAGCGGCGUUCUAUGUCGCGAGGAUCCUAGGCUCGUUGGGCUGUUUGUUGUACGAGAAGGGACAAAAAGAUGGAAGAACGGCAAGGUUUAAGUCGCCGCUCAUGCUGGAGGUCCAUGCGUCAAAUGAAGGGCGUGAUACUGCGUCGUACAAAGAUAACUCGGAAGAAGAGCAUAGAUGGGUUCGAAAUGAUUGAUGAUCGAUCUGGUGUCGUACAGAUCGACGACAGGGUGGCAUGGAUUGGAUCGAGGUCAUACAUCUCCACUCAA
Colletotrichum phormii is the source of this 998-nucleotide messenger RNA. RefSeq lists its product as uncharacterized. Lineage: Eukaryota; Fungi; Ascomycota; Sordariomycetes; Glomerellales; Glomerellaceae. The record is from RefSeq and is a predicted model, not a curated record. The transcript has 2 exons. The coding region runs from base 200 to 925 and encodes 241 amino acids.